UAGAGUGAGUUUCUACGCUUACCUUCAGGAAAAGUCAUGUUCCAAAUUCGAGGAAAAUGUGUGAUCUGCACGCAAAGAUUUGUCACAAAUAAUAUUGCUGCCUUGCAUUGCGGUCAUGUUUUUCAUUAUGACUGCAUCCAAAAAUGGUUUGAGCGUUCGCUAACCUGCCCAAACUGCAGAGCCUUCACUACUAGUGGUGAGAUAGUACGUCAUCUUUUCUUCGAUGCUCCGGACGAUUUCGACGAUACAACGCUAUCCAUCGCUAGUCCUGGAUCUCGAGCAGAUGAACUUUUGAUAGCACUUGGUGAAAAAAAUAGAGCUCUCUUACAAGCACAAGGCGAACUACGUGAAAAAAAUAGAGCUCUCUUACGUGCGCAAAACGAACUUCGACAUUGCGAAACCACGUUAGCAGUGAAACGCCGUGAGUAUGAUGAACUUCUGGAUGAGAAUCUUUCCUUGAAAGCACGAAUUGAAAUCUUAGAACGAUCACUUGAGAAAAGCACAAAGCGCCUGAAAGCAUGUGAACUUUACAAGAUCGUCACAUCCAUGGGUAGUGAGACUGCUUUGGAUACCCUUCUGGGAGACGAUGGCUCACUUAGAAUGGGACAGUUCAUCAAUAUACAGAAAAGGCAGUUAGAGGAAGCAAAAAGUAUCCAAAGAAGAUUAAGAGAAGAACUGCGUGCCGAGCGGGAACAGCUUAGAGCGUCAAAGAAAAAGGAAAGCGACUUGGAGAAACUUUUGAAGAACAUGGAGAUAGAACUACGUGAUGCCCGUGCCGCAAAUACUAUGCAGGAAAGACCUCUCAAGCAAAGACUUCGUAACCUUCCCACUACUCAUCAUAUAGCCGAAAAUCGGGAAACCGCGGAUAUUGGAAACAUGAUGCCGCCGAAGAGAAAUAUAAGAAGACCUUUGGUGGAGAGAAGAAACGAAAGCGGUCCAAAGCGAGCACAUUUCGCCGAAAAAGAGGAGGAACAUUAAUAUUUGGAGAACGUAACUGUGAUUUUGAUUUUUGACCAUUUGUGAUUUCUAUUCCUGUGAUGCAUAAUGAUGCUGAUUUGUAGAAUAACGUUGCUUGAUUUUGUGAUUUUAUGAAAAUCCAUGCUAUAUUUAUAAUUACCCUGUCAAAUAAAGGUUUGAAUCACUAAA
This is a messenger RNA of Cylicocyclus nassatus, 1146 nucleotides long. The record is from the annotation of a GenBank genome assembly. NCBI's taxonomy places the organism in Eukaryota, Metazoa, Nematoda, Chromadorea, Rhabditida, Strongylidae.